Messenger RNA from Prorocentrum cordatum, 1160 nucleotides. The record is from the annotation of a GenBank genome assembly. Lineage: Eukaryota; Dinophyceae; Prorocentrales; Prorocentraceae.
AUGCCCGCGGCGAAGCUCCGCAGGCCAGCAGCUUGGCACGAGCAGGACAAACACGAGGAGGAGGACGACGCCGACGAGGAGCCUCUGGUGAGCAUCGCCGCCACGCGCGGCAAGGGCAAAAACACCCUCAAGGACGACGAGGACGCAGAGGACGGAGCAGCUGAUUCCCGCACGACGACUCGUGCCCAGAGGCACACCUUCGCGAAGAAUCGCCACCUCUUCGAUCAGGCCUUGGUGGCCCAGUUCGACAAGCUGAUGGACACGGCCAACAAGACCGUCGGCAAGCAGGCGCAGAUCAACCAGAUCAUCAACAGCUGCGUCACGAGGAAGGCUGCUGGCGGUGUGGGUGUCUUGAUCAAGACACGCUCGGUGAAACGCUUCCAGCGCAGCAUGAUGCGCGACGAGAACAAAGAGACGGCGCACGGCCUUGGAUGGUGGAGUCUCGUCGGGACGAAGUUCGGCGGCUCCGAGUCCUUGGCGCAGAAAGCGCUCGACGCAGGGGAGGUCUACCAGGCAGAGGACACGGGGCUCUACUACCAGAAGUCCCACACCAUCGAGCGGACGCGAGUCCAGGAGAAAGGCUACAAGGGCGAGGAGGACACGGGCGGCCUGCUCUCGAGCGACGAGUUCGUGCAGGCGUUGUGCGACCAGGAGGAGCAGCUCACCGCGGAGCCGCUCGGCGACUGGUUCAAGCAGUGCCAGAAGGGGGUCCCCAAGAAGAUCGCGGGGGCGCAGGCGGACGACGGCGACUUCACGGUCAUGCAGGAGAGCUUCGACGCGGUCUCGAGGGUGACUCUGGCCCUGCGCCGCUUGGGCACCAAGAUGAUGGCCGCCGGGGGCAACUCCGAGACCACGAAGCUGAUGUCUGGGAGGGCCAUCAGCUUGUGCAAGGCCGUGGCGGGGCCUAGCGAGGCCAUCGAGUCCCUCCUGGUGGCCCAGGGCGAGGCCAAGCGCAACAUCUCGAAGGCGGACGUGGCGGAGGCUCUCAAAGCCAUGAGCGUCCCGUACAAGCAGAUGGUCGAGCUCUUCAAUGAGAUCGUGAUCCAGGUGAAGUCCGCGGCCAAGGGCAGCAAGACCGCCGACGCGGCCAAGGGCUUGAAGCCGAUCAAGCUUUAGGUCAGCGCUGAGGGCGCUUCGAAGAGAAUGAGAAGGAUAGAAGG